GAAAAAAACAUGCGUUAUUUCCACUCUGUAUCUAUAACUAAUUCUCAGUAUUUGCACAGUGCUGUUCUUUUUUGGUUGUUUUUUCCCCCGAAAAAGUAACAAGCUGUUAAUUAAUAAAUGUUUUAACAAAUCCCAAAACAACUGGUUAGUUCAACGGAUGAGCAAUGAUAAUACCAUCUAAUACAAAAAAAAUUAUUUUUUGAAUGAAACAUGUUUGUGUGAAAUAUAUUGUUGAAGUGUCUUUUUCUCUUCUCAAGCGGUCCGGUUGCUGUUCCCGGCAUCUACAGUGGUUGAUGAAAGUAAUAAUGUCCAUUUACUGGCAAAAUACUGAGGAAUCCUUUGAUUUUUUCACAAUGCCGGACUUCUCCCCACCGUCCAAAAAGUAAAUUAGUAACAAUGAGACACUUUAAUGCCUCUGCUGUGGAUUCGUUCACACCAGUUUAAUAUGAAUGUCUUUCCAUGAAAAUGAAAAAUAAACAAGACAGUUGAAGUAUGUUUCUUCUUAUUACAUCUACUCUAGGGAAUCAUUAUUCUAUGAUAAUAAUAGAUAUUUUGAGUCUGACUUGUCUUGGAGUUCCAACCAGCUUUUCAGAGGGGUGUGAAAAGGUCUCUGCAUCAAAGAUCCACCGUCCCAGGAGCAACACCGAGGUGCUAGCUGUUUAAACUAAACAAAGCUGGGCGGUCGCAAACGCCCACUUCAUUCUUCUGAACUCAAAAAGGUUGUGAACCACUGUGUAGAGUCGUCUAGCAAUUCAUUUUAAUAUGUCACUUCAUGCAGUUCAAAUCAUUUCAUCUUCUAUUUACUGACUUUUUGUGUAUUGGACCAAUUUACUGUUUCGUUACCGCUCACAUGGCCCCAAAGUAAUGACAACGUGACCUUUGUGCUGCCAACAACUUGCAACAUAUCCCUCCCAAAAAAAAGAAAAAAUGAACAUUUAUGUCACCAAAGAAGAAAAAACAAAGAGGACACACAGCCGGUACUGAUCCAGUGUAAUAUCGAUAACGGCCAAGCCGGGUAAAUCCUCUGCUUUCUUAUGGGGAAAGCCAAGCUGUGGGUUUGCUUUUUUCAAGUUAAUGGCUGGUCAAAGUCAAUGGCUGCCCUCCACCGAGGCUCCGCAUGGCACCAGGGGGACGAAAGGCACAGAAACGACGACCACCAGCUCCCUCCACGCAGGGCGCCAUUUGUUUCCUCUGAGAGACAUUUUUCCGUCCCUUUGAGGACAAGACUACCCACAGGCUUUAACUGCUCCUACCACCACGGAGCAGCCGGCAUUACCAAUCCUCUUAAGGAAACCCCCACCCCCUCCCAACCAGGACUGCUCUUUCUCCUUUUAUCCACUGUGAAACUAACAUUACAGCAUUAAAUAGGAGGUGUGUUUACUUCCAGCUUCCAAUCCAAACUUUUCACACAAUAAAUGCCUGGAAAUGACGCAGGUGGAGUUGACAGUUUACUCCCUUGAGUGGUUAAAUGAAUCUAAUGUUCUCUUAGUGGUGUCGGAUCAACACAGGGCAAAAAUUGAGGUGUUUGGGUAACUUGGGAUGGAGGGGAAAAUUAGAUUUAGUUGGUUUGCUCUUGAAAGAAAGGAGAUCUAUUGUAGCAUUGAUGUCGCUUCGACCUAUUUGGGUCAAAUUGAACUGUGCUGUGCUGCCGGGGUAAACUGACCCACUUUGAAUUUGUAGCACGAAAAUGACUGGAUACUGCAGACAUAUGUGUUAUAUUUUUCAUAUGUUCAGUUUCCAACCAUAUUUCCUACAUUUAAUGCGCAAAACAUGUUUUUCAAUUACAAUCCAAGCUGGGGUUUUGUAACUUCGUACUUUAUGAUAGUGGGGUAAACAGAUAUAUGCCAGCCAUUGCCAUGGUGAGAUGAGCUGGGGGAUGACCAGGGAACCUUAUGAAAGGAAAAACCGGGACAGCAACAGUGAUGUACGGUAGUAAGAUAUCAGUUAAAAACAAAUAACAAACCCAAAUCUUGCAUCACAUUUAUUCUAGAUAAUCAUUAUUUAGGUUUGAGAAAAUGAUGCCUCUGGAAAAUCUCUCUCAUUCACCAUUAUCACAUCCUAAAUUAUAUAACUUGACCAAAUUAAAGACAAUAGACACAAUAUUUUUUACCUCUAAGCAUUUACUUUAAUUUCAAUAAAUCAAUAAAGUAAGGGUCACCUAAGGGUUAACCCAUACCCCUUUUGCAUAUGUCACAUGAGUCCAAUGAGUUUCUAAAGUAUUGUUAUUAUUAUUAUUGGAAAUGGUACUUCACACACGGUAUUAAUCAGAAGAUGUUUUUAGUUCCUACAGUUAAAUUUCUUUUCCCCGUAUUCUGAAAUAGGCAUUAGCGUGAUACAAUGAUUUCUGCCUUGUGGGGUCAUUGACCGGCACACAGACGUAUUCUUUCUCAAGGAGAGAUUAUUUGAAAGCUGUAUUGCAGGAUCAGCUGGAAAUGCUGAAUAGCAGGCCAGUAUCUUAUCAAAACAUUGAGCAAACAAGAUGGAAUUUCAGUGCAAAAAGUAGGCUUACCAGCGAAUCACACUUUUGUUGCUCUUUUUCAAAAAUUAUUUGAAAUGUUCAGUUGAUGGUAAUCUGCUCCUCAUACAUAUAUGGCGUGUCGUGCAUGUCUUACUGUGAAAGAAUGUGCCCUCACCAAUUCCAACUCCCCUUGACUUUUGUUUGCAUCUGGCCAGUUGAUUGGAUGUUUGCAGUGCGGCGAUGCUUUCAAGUGCUAAUUGACAAUUUAUAAAAAUCCCUUUGGGUGAAAUAACCGGAUUUUCUGGUUUUGAAUUGGCAUUCCACUAAAUCUGAGAAAAACAACUUCAACAAUAAAUCAGUUGUGAAGGAUGUAAUCGGAAAUCAAUCGGUAUAGAAAAUAAUAAAGCGUGAUAGUAUUUGACAUUAAUAGUAUAAACAUCUGUUUCUACCACUUUCCGGCUUUUUUUCAGGCAUCUUUGGAGUUGGGGGUACCUGCGCACGCAGCUUGAAAUGCGCGUUUCCGGGAGCCCUCGAACGCAGCCGGGGUGUCUGUCGGGUCUCGUGCUGAGUGGAACAGCUUCACGGACUACAACAAUGACUGUGAGCAAGCAUGGCCGGGUAGUUUGAAUACACUUUACUUCAGUGAAAGGGCCGCUAAUAUUCACUACAUGUGCUCGUUUGGCGGGUUCCCGAGCACUGUGCUAAAUGGAGCUCGAGGACCAAUGGUGGAAAGGACAACUCGCUGCAGACAUCUACCAGGCGCUACGAUACAAAGAACUUAAGUUGCCAUCCUACAAAGGCCAGUCCCCCCAGCUCAACUUGAGGCGAUACUUUGCAGACCUCAUAGCCAUCGUCAGCAACCACUUCAGGCUGUGUCCUGCAGCCAGACACCUGGGCGUCUACCUGCUGGACCUCUUCAUGGACCGCUACGAUGUCACCGUGCAGCAGCUUCACAUGGUCUCGCUCUCGUGUCUUCUUUUGGCCAGUAAGUUUGAGGAAAGAGAGGACCGGGUGCCCAAGCUGGAGACCCUGAACAGCUUGGGCUGCAUGACCUCCAUGAACCUGGUCCUGACCAAGCAGAGUUUGCUUCACAUGGAGCUGCUCCUGCUGGAAUCCUUCCAGUGGAACCUUUACCUCCCCACAGCCGCUCAUUUCAUCGAAUACUACCUGUCUAUUGCCGUCCACGAGGGAGACCUCCAUGACGGCUGGCCGAUGACCUGCCUGGAGAAGACCAAACUAUACAUGGCCAAGUAUGCUGAUUACUUCCUGGAGGUUUCCUUGCAAGAUCAUAUGUUCUUGUGUUUCGCCCCCUCUCUGGUGUCCGCUGCGUGCGUGGUCACGUCCCGCAUCGUCCUCCACCUGUCCCCCUCAUGGCCGCCCCGACUGCAGCACCUCACGGCGUACACAUGGGAGAACCUGGUCCCGUGUGCAGAGAAACUACUCAUUGCACACGAGGGUGACGUCAAAGAGGCCAACAAGCAGAAGUGCCAGCAGCCCGGCCAGCAGCAGCAGCAGGGCCACGCAGUGUUCCACGGUUCGGGGCCGACAGUCGCUGUGGCCCAGUACCUGCACCGCUCCAGCCUGCAGUAUCCCCAGCAGCCCCCGCCGCAGCCAGGCCUGGCCCCUAACCACAGGCCCGCCUCCUACCUCAGCCACUCUGCCGCCAGCCUGCAGGCGCCCAACGACAACGCGCAGGCCCUCGCCGCCUCCCAGGAUCCAAAGUCCAGCAUUCCCAACAGGGCUUACCAAGUCAGCAUGCACUACACAUGCGCCGCCCCGUGCUUCGACAGAUGAUAGACCUUUUCCUGAAGGUCUUUUUUUUUUUUUUUUUGGGUGGCAAGACAUAAUAGAUGGUGAUCUGUUUCUCUUGAACGUAAUCUAACACAGUGAAGAAGAAAUAAGUGUUUUUAAUUUGGAGAGACCUGAUGUACUUGGUACAGCACUUUGAACCACAAGGUGUACAUAAUGUGCAAUAUGCAUGCUCUGCAGUCAUUAAAUGCAUGGAGCUGGCAUUAGGAUUUCUGUUUGUUUGAGAUAUCGGGUGUGAAUGUUGUUGUGAUGUGGGCUAGAGGCAGAGUUUGCACCACUGUAUCCACUAGUGUCACUGUAUAAUUUAGCUGCAGACCAAAAGUCUUGUAUUUAUUUGAGCCAAAUUACCUCAAAAGUUUUGACAAAAUACCUCGUGCCUUUAUCCUUUGAGUUUAAGGCCAGUUACAAAAAGGGACUUGUGUUGGUUUAUGGUUAAGAUUGGAGAGCACAGUUUUCUGUACCUCAAACUUUUCUCUGUUUCUCCUUUUUGUUUUUGUGAUGAGUGUCAUUUGUAAAAAAGAAAGGGAAGAAAAUAAAUCAACUCUCUUGAUCUCGCAAUUUGUUUGCGGUUUCUCUUCUGUACACGGAGGAUUUCAAUCAGUGCUAUGCACUUCUAUGAUCAUUUUAAAUAAAAUACAUAUCUGUGUUGGUUGAACUGA
Gasterosteus aculeatus aculeatus (three-spined stickleback) is the source of this 4926-nucleotide messenger RNA. RefSeq names its product cyclin J (gene ccnj). The record is from RefSeq and is a predicted model, not a curated record. NCBI's taxonomy places the organism in Eukaryota, Metazoa, Chordata, Actinopteri, Perciformes, Gasterosteidae.